This is a messenger RNA of Paracoccidioides brasiliensis Pb18, 1170 nucleotides long. RefSeq lists its product as uncharacterized. Bases 1 to 1170 code for a protein of 389 amino acids. The record is from RefSeq and is a predicted model, not a curated record. The transcript has 7 exons. Gene Ontology annotation, biological process: inner mitochondrial membrane organization. Gene Ontology annotation, cellular component: mitochondrial inner membrane.
AUGGGUCAUUCCAUUGCGAAAUCUCUCCCCCAACUUCUCUUAAAACAAGGGUUGCGGAGAAACCCUUCCAACUGCACUAUUGCCCGGAGAUGGAUACAUGUCCAGCAGCUCCAGCCCAGCGAUCCGCAAUUGGUUAAUGGCAGCUAUCUUCCCGCAUCAAGAACUCCUCUUUCGGCUGCAUCUCCCGAUGCCAGAUUUGAAGUUCUUGGUGCUCCGUACUCCCUCCUCUCCGUCACUCUCUCCGCAUCCCAACACCUAUACACACGGCGCGGAACUCUAGUUGGUUUAAGUGGGAAAGCGGAUAAUGUUGUUUCGACUCUAAGCAUCCUAGAACCAAUUCGUCACCCUUUCCUCGGCAUCCCGUUCCUAUACCAGAAGAUUUCCUCCGCAAGUCCAAUUACCGCUUUGAUAGCGACUCGCUCCCCUACAACCACAUUUUCUGUCAUUGAGUUGAACGGCUCUGUCGACUGGAUGGUAGCACAACGACAAGCUUUGCUGGCUUGGACUGGUCAUACAUUGAGAAUCAAGCCCAGAAUCAAUGCACAGCUAAGCCUGAUGCAUUGGGGUAAUUCGGAAGUAACUGGCCGCGGAUUACUUGCUCUAGUAGGCAAUGGUCAGCUUUAUUCGGUGGAAUUGAAAGCUGGAGAACAGUUCAUAACCCAUCCAAGCAACGUCGUCGCAUAUACAAUCACCGCUCCUUCUCCGCGCCCCUACAAAUUUAAAUCUACCACGCUCCCAUUCCAGGUUCCCAGGAUUGAACUUGAGAAAUGGCUCUCCAAGUCAAAUUUCAUAAAAAAUAUGUCAGACACGGACACAUGGAGAGUUUUAUCGAAACUAUGGCACAUAAUUUGGACUUGGUCUCGCAAAACCAUAUGGGGUGAUAGGUUCUUCUUGCAAUUCGACGGUCCAGUCACGAUUCUAGUACAAUCCCGUGCAUCGAGGAUUGCGGAUGUUCUUACCACGCAACAAAUCAACGAAAUCGCCGACUCACCUCCAGGCGUCACCCAAGACGCCGUUCACAAAGUGGCGGCGGCGCAAACCCAUAAAGAGGAGGUUAUUUCCAAGGCUAAGGAAGGCAUAGAAUCCUCAAUCUCUGGACAGAGCAUUGCUAAUGUCCGACAUGAUGGGAAAAUCGAGUUUCACCGAACCGGAAAUACCCAGCAGAAAUAA